CAUUGUUUUCUCCAUUCCCAUCAUGUCAAGGAUAUUGCUUGGCUUCUUUUAUGCUCCAGCUCUCUGUCUCCUCUGGCUUACAAACCAUGCAGUGGACUCAGUUCAGCUGUCGGCUCCAGAGGUGGUAACAGCAGCCUACGGAGGAUCUGUGACAGUCCCUUGUCAGUACGACCAUCAGUUCAGAGAAAACACAAAGUACUGGUGCAAAGGAAAGAUAUAUAGGCUGUGUAGGAUAGUGGUAAAAACACCCAAGAACAGGCCAAGUAACAGAAGCUUCAUUACAGAUGAUAAGGAGGCAGGCGUCUUCACUGUAACUAUGACUUCUCUCAGAAAAAGUGAUGAGGAUAUGUACUGGUGUGUCAUUGCCAGAAGUGGAACGAACAUCUACGCCGGUGUCAGGCUCUGCGUCUCCCACACAGGUAUACUUCAGCUGGUGAUAACAACUACCACCACCACACCAACCAGUUCAUCACCGAUGGCACAAGAGGAAAUAAUUUGGUGGACGGUUCUGCGUUGGAUCCUCUUCAUUUUAAUAUUGUGUUGUUUGGUAUCAACACAUAUUGUUGUGUGGAGGAUAAAGACUGCAAGGAAAAUAUGGCCACACCUACAAUUUAAACGCCAAAGCUCAAACAUUUAUGACUGAUUUUGGCAAAACCGUAAUUUUGAAUCAUGGGUGAAUUAUAAACACGCUUGUACUGGGGCUACAAAAUUAUUCCUGCACUGGACACUUUAUCAGUGUGUGAAUUAAACUGAAAAAUAAACCAAGUGAAAAGUG
This is a messenger RNA of Dicentrarchus labrax (European seabass), 775 nucleotides long. Its product is annotated as CMRF35-like molecule 3. Lineage: Eukaryota; Metazoa; Chordata; Actinopteri; Moronidae. Bases 23 to 643 code for a protein of 206 amino acids. The record is from RefSeq and is a predicted model, not a curated record. The transcript has 4 exons.